Molecule: messenger RNA, 150 nt
Organism: Grammomys surdaster
Lineage: Eukaryota; Metazoa; Chordata; Mammalia; Rodentia; Muridae
Product: zinc finger protein 736-like
Exons: 2
Biological process (GO): regulation of DNA-templated transcription
Source: RefSeq, a predicted model, not a curated record
GAACUAUUACGAUUUAUUGAUGUGGCUAUAGAGUUCUCUAAGGAGGAGUGGAAAUGUCUCAAUUCUGCUCAGAAGGCUUUGUACAGAGAUGUCAUGUUGGAGAAUUACAACAACAUGGUUUCUGUGGUCUAUUUCCUCUUCCGACACUAA